Funneliformis caledonium is the source of this 1328-nucleotide messenger RNA. NCBI's taxonomy places the organism in Eukaryota, Fungi, Glomeromycota, Glomeromycetes, Glomerales, Glomeraceae. The record is from the annotation of a GenBank genome assembly.
AUGACAGCAACUUUAAGAACAACAAAAUACAUGCACUAUACAUUGCCCGACAAUAUUGGCGAAGAAACGAUUGUAAAUGAAUACUUUAAAAAAGUCGAAGCUCAGUACUGGCAACUUAAGCAUUACCUUAACUAUCGUCUUAGAAAUGAAAGAGUAAUCAUACCUUGGGUACAAAUUUAUGUAGAUUGGUUACAAUCGCUUAAAAACAUUAGGGAAACAAACUAUAAAGGAAUUCCGGGCUGUGUAUCUUCACUAUGUAUCGAACUACUUAACGUAACUAAUAGCUUUGAAGGUGUUUCGGUCCUAGAAAGUUGCAUGCGGUGGUAUAAUAAAUUCUAUGAGCGUAAUUUCGUUUUACAGUUCGCAGAAAGAGUACGGCAAUUAGAAACAGAUAUAUUACAUUGUAACUUUUCAUCUCAGAGAAUGGCAGGAUUAACAAAUGAGAGAGGUCUAGUUGAACCGCAAUCUUCAAUGAUUAGUGCGACAAAUGAAGAUGGUGCAUCAAUAUCACCCAGAACGUGUUUUAACAAUAAUGAAACAAGUUCAUGGGAAGGUUGUGAAAAAAAUUUAAACGUUGAUCAAGAUCAGGAAAUUAAAGCCGAAGAUGAAAAUGAGAAUACGAUAUGUGUGAAGAGUAUCCUAGAAGACACGAUGAUAGCAUCAAAAGUUGAAAAAGAACUCACCGAUUUAUUUUUUAAAAACUUCCCUAAAAUGCCGAUUAUGGAUUUACGUCCAAAAUCAAAGCUUUCACUAUCUCUGAACCCUGACCUUCAAAAAGAAUGCUCGAGGUUGGAUGAUGCUAUCAACAAUACAAUCAUUAGUAAUACCGAUUCAGAUAUUUUAAUGAAUACAAAAAAACUAAUGAAGGAAACAUUGCCAAAGUUUUUAAAGGCAUUUUCAUUAACUACUCUUAACCCAUUGAAAGACAUAACUAUUUUAGAGAAACCGCACUUGAAUCAGUUCGUACACCUAAUUAUAGACUCGGCAUUGUGGAUCUUUGCGAAAGUUAAUUAUAUAUACGGAGAAAUACCUUUGAAAGGUAUGAAAACUAAAGUACGUGCGGACGGUGUAGGAUUUCUUAAUGAUGCUAUCAAUUAUCCCAUUGUCUGUGGUGAAGGAGCGAGGCCUGGAGCAUCACAACAAAAAAGUGUUGAUGAUGAUGUAAAAAACGCAAAAGCUGAUGCUCGUCGACAACUAUUUACGGACUUGAGAACAUAUGGAAUUACUGCGUUCAAAACUGAGGCACACACAGAUUGUUCGAAGUCGAUAAUUUCGGCCUACCCAGGGAUUGGGCUGAUAUGCCCAACUUUGCGUGGUUAUAUGAGGCG